AUGUCUUCUUCCCAUUUACUCCUCCGUACUCCUCCACUCCCCUCCUCCUUCUCACCCUAUAAACUCCCACCCGCCGCCGUCGCCACGUCAUUCUUCGCCUCUGAUCCUAAAUUCAGGAAUUCCGUUACCGCUUCACUGCUGCAUUGCCGGAAAAAUGACCAAGUCUAUGCCGUCGGCGAGGACUUGCCGGUAGACUACGACACCUGGCUACCGAAGCAACCUGAUUCUAGUUACCGGAGGAGAGCGGGCGUUCUCCUCCAUCCGACGUCGUUUCCUGGCCCCUAUGGCAUUGGUGAUCUUGGCCCUCAGGCUUUCCGCUUCCUCGAUUGGCUUCACCUUGCGGGUUGCUCUGUUUGGCAGGUUCUUCCCCUUGUUCCACCAGGAAGGAGAGCUAAUGAAGAGGGUUCACCUUAUUCUGGCCAGGAUGCAAAUUGUGGUAAUACCCUUUUGAUUUCACUCGAGGAACUUGUGGAAGAUGGUCUUUUGUUGAAGGAAGAGCUUCCUGAGCCACUAGAUAUGGAUCGUGUGAAUUUCACAGCCAUAGCUGAAGUUAAAGAUCCACUGAUAUCAAAGGCUGCAAAGAGGCUUGUUUCGAGUAAUGGUGAUCUCAAAAAUCAAUUUGAUCUUUUCCGCAAGGAUCCAAGUGUUGCAGGUUGGCUUGAUGAUGCAGCACUGUUUGCUGCCAUAGAUGACACUUUAAAUGCUUUUAAUUGGUAUGAUUGGCCUGAACCACUGAAAAAUCGCCAUCUUGCUGCAUUAGAAGAGAUUUAUCAAACCAAAAAGGAGUUUAUUGACACAUUCAUCGCGCAACAGUUCUUGUUCCAGAGGCAAUGGAAAAAAGUCCGUACUUAUGCUCAGAACAAAGGAAUCAGUAUAAUGGGAGAUAUGCCAAUUUAUGUUGGUUAUCAUAGCGCAGAUGUUUGGGCAAAUAAGAAACAGUUUUUACUGAAUAGGAGUGGUUUUCCUACUCUGGUCAGUGGUGUUCCACCUGAUGCAUUUAGUGAAACUGGUCAGCUUUGGGACAGCCCUCUUUAUGAUUGGAAAGCCAUGGAAAAGGAUGGGUUUUCUUGGUGGAUACGUCGCGUUAGACGAGCCCAAGAUCUGUUUGAUGAAUUCAGGAUUGAUCACUUUCGAGGUUUUGCUGGGUUUUGGGCAGUUCCUUCUGAAGCAAAAAUUGCUACAUUAGGGAGUUGGAAGGCAGGACCAGGGAGUUCUUUAUUUGAUGCCAUAUUCAGAGCAGUUGGAAAGAUCGAUAUCAUAGCAGAAGACUUGGGAGUGAUCACUGAGGACGUAGUUCAGCUCAGAAAAUCCAUAGGAGCCCCUGGAAUGGCCGUUCUCCAAUUUGGAUUUGGAAGUGAUGCAGAGAACCCUCAUCUACCUCACAAGCAUGAGCACAAUGAAGUUGUGUACACUGGAACCCAUGACAAUGACACUAUCCGAGGAUGGUGGGCAGUAUUACCUCAGGACGAGAAACUAAGAGUGCUCAACUAUCUUGGAAACUUUGAAGAAAACGAAAUAUCAUGGGCCCUGAUCCAGGCUGCACUUUCUUCAGUUGCACAAACUGCAAUAAUACCCAUGCAAGACAUCCUUGGAUUAGGAAGUUCUGCGAGGAUGAAUAUUCCAGCAACUCAGUUUGGAAAUUGGAGUUGGAGGUUGCCUAGUUCAGUUAGUUUUGACAGCUUAAGUGUGGAGGCAGAGAGACUAAGAGGAAUGACUGAAACUUAUGGGCGUUUGAGAUAG
This is a messenger RNA of Oldenlandia corymbosa var. corymbosa, 1740 nucleotides long. The record is from the annotation of a GenBank genome assembly. NCBI's taxonomy places the organism in Eukaryota, Viridiplantae, Streptophyta, Magnoliopsida, Gentianales, Rubiaceae.